Molecule: messenger RNA, 2887 nt
Organism: Astrephomene gubernaculifera
Lineage: Eukaryota; Viridiplantae; Chlorophyta; Chlorophyceae; Chlamydomonadales; Astrephomenaceae
Source: the annotation of a GenBank genome assembly
CUGGGAUUCAUCUCCUCUGACGGUUCUUGCCUUUACUUAGCUGCUAAGUAAAAUCUCUACAGGAUUUUCCUAUUCGUUCAUAGCAGUGUACAAGUAGCCUAUAACGCAAACAACAUAAACAAAGCGCUCUCUCUCCUCUCUCUGCAAAUAGCAGUCCUGCCUCUGAAAGGCUGUUUCGCGGAAGCUCUAUCGCUUGCCUUUACUUUGUAUCCAAAAACAACAAAGAAAGCAAGAAAUGCGGCAUCCGCUGCAGGGCACCAAACUGCCAACGUCGUCCGCUGGACCGAGCAAUGUCAGCUUGCUUCAGUCAGCUGCAGCAGCCGUCCUGCUGCACAACGCCACACGUCAUGCCGUCGUCCUUGCUGCUACUGCAGCAGCUGCUGCCGGCGACCAAGACAGCAGCAGCGCAGCGCGCGCUUGGAUCCCCGACAUCAUCCGUCGCAUCGCCAGCUUCCUGCCACCUAACGAGGUGGCCUGCAGCCUGCGUCUAAUGAACAGGAACGCAGCAGCCGCCCUCAGCGGUCCGCAGCACAGCACCGUUCGGCUGUCGCAGCCCUCCCCGCCGCACGCCUUCGCCCAGCGCUGGGGCACACCGGGCGCCGUACAGGGCCUCGAUCUCUGUCAGCAGGGGCAGCUGCUGCGCCUAACAGCAUGCAGUGGCGAUAUCGCCAACCUGGCAGUAGCAGUGCAGGCCGUACGGCGGGAGAGUCCAGGAGGGGAAGUGGAGAACUUGUGUGAGGGGGCCCUCGAGGCUGCAGCGGAGGCAGGGCACCGACACAUCUGCGAGUGGCUGCUGACUCGCGGCUGCUGCCGGUGGACAACAGACGUUGUGUAUGCGGCCCUCCGGAAGGGCCAAGCGGGCCUUGUGUUGUGGCUGGUGCGGCGCAAGGAAAGGCAUGGGCUUGAUUCUAGACUCAACUAUGUUGACCUAUUGACGGCAGCUGUGCACGGCUGUGACCUUGCCACAGUGCUGCAGCUGCGGGCGAGACUGAUUCAGCUUCGAAAGGUGCGGCCGGACCCGUGGAAUUCCGACGGUUACGACAUUGUUAAGAGCGCCGCACGAAGCCCCACUGCUGACUGGCAGGCCAAGUUGGAGUGGUCGCGGGCGGAUUGCCGCCUCCAAAAGACCAGCGAUGCUUGUGAGGGUGCUGUGGAAUGCCCCGACGCUGUUGCGCGCCUGACCUGGCUGCGAGACAAUGGCUACCCACUUCAGUCAGUCCCUUACCGGUUGUUCGGCUUUUUUGUCGAACCGUCUUACUCACGCCUCGUCAGCGCAGCUGUGUCAGUGGGCAAUGUGGAUGCCGUACGGUUCCUGCUGGACGAGGGGGCCGCCAUGGGUUCCAGCGAGGCCAGGCAUGCGGCUACAGCAGGCCACCUUGGGGUGUUGCAGCUGCUGCAUGCGAGGGGAUGCAUCUCGAUGGAGGUGCGCAACAACAACCCAGGCCUCCUGGGGGUCCUCCGCUGUGCCGUACAAGCACGCCAGCCGCAUGUGGUGCAGUGGGUGGCAGGGGUGCCGGGGGUGGCGGGGCUGGCGGGCCGGCACUCGGACGAGCUGCUGGAGAUUGCGAUCCGAAAGGAGGACUACCCGCUGAUGGCCCUGCUGCAUGAGGCAGGGACGUCUUGGGAGUUCCAUCAUUUCAUGCGAGCCUAUCAUUUGCAAUUCCCAAGGAUGAUGGAGUGGCUUGCGGAGCACGGCUGCCCCAUGGUGGUGCACCCAAUACAGUCCGUGGAUGAUAGCAUGUAUGCGCUGGCGGGUAAGCUCGGGGACACGGCCACACUGCACCUCCUGCGGCGGCUGGGCUGCCCCUGGCAGGGCCCGGACACCUUCACGUGGUGUGUGCGCUCGGGCUGCUGCCUGCCCGUGCUGCGGUGGCUGCGGAAGGAGGGCUGCCCGGUGGACUGGGAGGCGGCGGUGGGGGCGGUGCAACCGCAGCAGCGCGGCGGGGAGGUGGAAAGGUGGUUGUGUCGGAAGCAGGACCGGGGGCAGAAGAGACGGCGGGUGUGAGGAGGCGGGCCGGGAAGGUUGUGAGGGAUGUGGAGGGUCCGGGUAGUGGCUGCUGGACCCCCUGGGGCAGGGGCGUGUGAGGACAGCGGGGGAGUGCACCAUGCAUGUAUGUGUAGGUGAGGUGGUAGGGGGGCAGGGUUGAGUUCAUUGAUUGCCGUACCGGUACCCUCCGGAGCGCGUAGGGGCACUCGCAUAUGUGUUUGGUUGCGUGUGACUACUGCGUGAAGAGGCGGGACAGGCACAGGAUACCGGUUACCAGUACUGCUGACGCAUGGGCAAGGUGUGCAGGACGUUAUGGAGGGGGGGGGCAUUCGGCUUAACGGUUGAUUUCGGACCGUGUGAUGCGAUGGUCCACGGGUGCGCCACAGCGCCCGGCGGCCCCGUUCAGCUGCACCAUGCCAGCAAGGACAGCAACCUAGCGGUAUCAGCAGCAGCGCACGGUAAGACUGCUGGUACGGUAUGUGUCAGGCUUUGUCGCACAGUGCGUUCGUACGUGUUGGGCUUUCCGUAGGUUGAGCUUCCGUAGAUUGGUCCUCAGGAGCUGUUGCCGCUAGCUCUUUGCCGUACGGCGUAUGUUCGAAGGAGUGAAAAAGGCGCCAUGCGGUGGGAGAGCAGCCUGCGGCGCACUGGCUCCACGUGCUGCUUAUACUGGUAUCGUGAGGAGUUGCUGAGAGUGCUAGCUGCUAAUAUGCUCGCAUGGCUCCAGAAGCGCAGUAGGGGCGCGGACUAGGGUGCGGGUGAGGAGACGGAGAAUGAGGAAAAUGGUUGGGAGAAGAUGGAAAAUGAGAACGAUGGUUAGGAAGUGGCGGAGGACGAGAACAACGAGUUGCGACCAGUUUUCUUAACACACAGACACACACUCGCGGCGACACUCGCUUCGCC